Molecule: messenger RNA, 1047 nt
Organism: Peniophora sp. CBMAI 1063
Lineage: Eukaryota; Fungi; Basidiomycota; Agaricomycetes; Russulales; Peniophoraceae
Source: the annotation of a GenBank genome assembly
AUGGUCAGACCACGCGAACCCUCCCCGUCCGACACCGCUGCAACUCGUCUGAAAGACAUGAUGCUUCGCGAGGAGAUUCUACAGGAAUAUCGCGAUCAGCUGGCGAAGUUCAAGAAGCUCGACGACGAGUCAACCGACCACCGUGUUGCCCGAGAUAUGGCCAAGUUCUCCGACAUGACCGCGUGCCAAUCCCUACGGAUCUGCACGCCGUCCGCGCCGGACGGGUCUUUAUUCUACGGCGUUGAGACCGGUUCAGGCCCAGUCGAAUUACUCUUCUAUGAUAUCUGCUUUGUCAAGAGCAGCUUCCUACCGCCGCUCCCUGAAAGACAGUACAAAUCCCCCGGAACGCUCUAUCAUUCGGUUUCGCUUGUGGCACCUCCGGGCGAACGCCGCAUGAGUGAAGUAGCAUCGGCACUCGAAAAUCUGUACCUGCGCAUGAGCACGUCAUCGGCAUCCCGCAACUUCGCCGAAUUCUCUAUUCGUCCAUGGAUCACAGACGAUACCCAUGGAGAAUUACGCGAACUGUUCUUGACAAGCCGCGCUUUCACUCAUACCGAAGAUAUAAAAGCUGGACGUGUCAAGUCGAAGGCUUGUGUUAUACCCGCUGAGCUCGACUCGAACGGAUGUCUCCACCGCCUCAUCGAUGCCAGCAAAGGUUCGUUGUGCUUCACGUCCGAUAAUAUGUUCCGCGUAUGCGACCUCACUGUCUCACCCGACUCCCCGCGCGCAGCACAGUUCCCCAGUCCGGAUGUGGUGGUGGCUGGACAACUAGUCUACGUCACGUACUCCCUUCGGGGAAGCGUUGCUAAGCCCGCAGUGACCAAAGGAAGAAGAGCAGCGAAGAGCUCGUGGCAUUACACCUUCAAACCGACGCUUAGAUCUCUGUUCAUACUCUCCAAGAGUGGGCCAGUGGUCAUGAAGAGAAGUGCGUUGUAUAAAGCCCCUGUCGUGUUAGAAGCAGGUCGCAUGGAAGAGACGCUGCCGGAUCCCGACGAAAGCGAUGUGGAUCGCGACCUCAAAAGACUACGAAUGGACCCGCCUCGAUAG